AUUGAGAGAGUGUGCUUUUUUUUCCAUUGGGUGGUGCUUGUCAUUGAAAUUAAUGGCCUAGAAUUUUUCCAACUUGAUAAUUUGUAGUAACCUAUAAAUCUAAAUCUAAUCCAAUUGCUGUAAUUGCAGGUGAGAUGUUGGCAUCACCAGCAAAGACACUCUUCAUGGAUGAAAUCUCAACAGGAUUGGACAGUUCCACCACUUUCCAGAUAUGCAAGUUCAUGAGACAAAUGGUUCAUAUCAUGGAUGUAACCACAGUGAUUUCUCUUCUUCAGCCAGCACCAGAGACAUUUGAACUCUUUGAUGACAUUAUCCUACUUUCAGAAGGCCAAAUUGUAUACCAAGGUCCCCGUGAGAAUGUGCUAGAGUUCUUCGAACACAUGGGCUUCAAAUGUCCUGAAAGAAAAGGAGUUGCUGAUUUCUUACAAGAAGUAACAUCAAAGAAAGAUCAACAACAAUACUGGUUUAAAACAAAUGAACCUUACAGAUAUGUUUCAGUUACUGAAUUUGCACGAGCCUUCGAAUCCUUUCACAUUGGAGAGCAACUUGUGGAAGACCUUCGAGUUCCUUAUGAUAAGAGCCAAACACACCCAGCUGCAUUGGUGAAAGACAAGUAUGGAAUUUCAAACUGGGAACUCUUCAAGGCAUGCUUUGCCAGAGAAUGGCUUCUGAUGAAACGCGACACGGGUCUCUACGUGUUCAGGAUAGUACAACUAACUGUGGUGGGGGUUUUGGCCUUGAGUUUGUUCUUCAGAACUGAAAUGCCAGUGGGCAAUGUUGAAGAUGGAUACAAGUUCUUCGGAGCAUUAUUUUUUAGUAUGACGAAUAUUAUGUUUAAUGGGGGGUAUGAACAAGCCCUGACUGUUUCAAGACUUCCUGUCUUUUACAAACAGAGGGAUUUCAUGUUCUUCCCUGCAUGGGCAUAUGCGUUGCCUUUAUGGUUAACCAGGAUCCCCGUGUCCUUAAUGGAUUCAGUAUUAUGGACUCUCCUUACAUAUUAUACAAUUGGAUUUGCUCCCUCACCUAGCAGAUUCUUCAAACAUUUCCUGGCAUUAUUCAGCGUUCACAAUAUGGCAGUCGCUCUAUUUCGGGCUAUUGGUGCAAUUGGUAGAACACAAGUUAUUGCCAGUAUACUAAGCAGUUUGACCUACCUAGUGGUAUUUGUGCUAGGAGGAUUCAUUGUUGCCAAAAAUGAUAUUAAGCCAUGGAUGAUAUGGGGAAAUUACGUUUCUCCAAUGACAUACGGUCAGAAUGCCAUAGUCAUAAAUGAAUUUUUAGAUGAAAGAUGGAGUCAACCAAAUACAGACACUAGAAUUGAUGCACCUACAGUUGGAAAAGCACUUCUUAAAUCUAGAGGCUUUUAUACAGAAGAAUAUAUGUUUUGGAUAUGCAUUGGAGCUUUAUAUGGUUUUGCUCUUCUUUUCAACAUUGUCGUCGUUAUUGCAUUGACUUUUUUGAAUCCUAUUGGGGAUUCAAAAGCAUACAGCAAGGAGGAAGAUGCCAAGAAGAAUGAAAAGUUAACCUCUAGACUGCAUGGCACACAAGACAUGGCAGUGAGAAAUUCUUCAGGAAUUGCUGGUUCUUCUAAUCAAGAAAGAAGAUUGGUUCUGCCGUUUCAACCUCUUUCACUCGCAUUUAAUCAUGUGAACUACUAUGUAGAUAUGCCUUCUGAAAUGAAGAGUCAAGGAAUCAAUGAAGAUCGACUUCAACUAUUACAUGAUGUCAGUGGAGCUUUCAGACCAGGCGUGUUAACAGCACUUAUGGGUGUUAGUGGUGCUGGGAAAACAACUCUCAUGGAUGUGUUAGCUGGAAGAAAAACAGGUGGUUACAUUGAAGGAAGUAUCAGCAUCUCAGGUUACCCAAAGAACCAAGAAACGUUUUCUCGAGUCAGCGGUUAUUGUGAACAGAAUGACAUUCAUUCUCCACAUGUCACUGUAUAUGAAUCACUAUUGUUUUCAGCAUGGCUUCGCCUUCCUGCAGAAGUAAACCCGCAAACAAGAAAGAGAUUUGUUGAAGAAGUUAUGGAAUUAAUUGAGCUUAAUCCAAUUAGAGAUGCAAUUGUGGGGCUUCCAGGAGUAGAUGGUUUAUCAACAGAACAGAGGAAAAGACUUACUAUUGCUGUAGAGCUGGUUGCCAACCCUUCAAUCAUCUUCAUGGAUGAACCAACUUCAGGUCUUGAUGCUAGGGCUGCUGCUAUUGUUAUGCGCACUGUGAGAAACACAGUAAACACAGGGAGAACCGUUGUGUGCACAAUUCACCAACCAAGCAUAGACAUUUUUGAAUCUUUUGAUGAGCUAUUGUUGAUGAAGAGAGGAGGACAAAUUAUCUAUGCUGGACCUCUUGGUCGUUACUCACAUGAGCUUAUACAAUAUUUUGAAGGUAUUGCAGGGGUUCCAAAAAUAAAGCCUGCCUAUAAUCCUGCCACAUGGAUGCUUGAAAUCAGCACUCCUUCAAUUGAGUCUCAACUGGGCAUAGAUUUUGCUGAGAUUUAUUCUAACUCUCAUCUUCAUCAAAGGAAUCAAGAGCUUAUCAGAGAGCUCAGUAAUCCAGCACCAGGUUCUGAGGACUUAUUCUUCCCAACCAAAUACUCCCAGCCAUUUUUUGUGCAGUUGAAAGCUUGUUUCUGGAAACAAUUUUUGUCCUACUGGAGAAAUCCUCCGUAUAAUGUCACUCGAAUCUUCUUCACACUAACCCUGGGAUUAAUGUUUGGUCUAAUCUUCUUCAAUAAAGCCAAAGACGUGCAUAAACAACAAGAUGUAGGUAAUCUAGUGGGAGCCAUGUACGCUUCUAUGCUGUUCCUUGGAUACAUGAAUGCUAUGGGAGUACAGCCAGUUAUUAACAUGGAACGAAUCGUCUUGUAUCGCGAACACGCGGCUGGGAUGUAUUCUCCUUUGCCCUAUGCAAUUGGUCAGGUGAUAAUAGAGGUGAUUUAUACUUCAGUUCAAACGGCCAUUUAUACUAUCGCCCUUUACUUCAUGAUUGGAUUUGAAUGGAAGGCAGGGCAGUUCUUCAUGUUGUACUACUUCAUGUUAACAUGUUUUAUCUACUUCACAUUAUACGGAAUGAUGGUUGUUGCCUUAACCCCGAAUUUCCAAAUUGCUACUGUUUUUCUUGGCUUCUUCUUGAACGUCUGGAGCUUGUUCUCUGGAUUUGUCAUUCCUAGGACGCAAAUCCCUGUGUGGUGGAGAUGGUACUAUUGGGCUUCUCCUAAUGCUUGGACGAUCUAUGGUCUUGUUGUCUCUCAAUUGGGUGAUGGAGAUACACAGAUAGAAGUUCCAGGAGCUGGAACCAUGGGGCUUAAGGAGUUCCUCAAGAAAACCUUUGGUUUUGAGUACGACUUCCUUCCUGUGGUUGCUGCUGUUCAAUUGGGCUGGGUUCUUCUUUUCUUGUUUGUGUUUGCAUAUGCCAUGAAAUUUCUGAACUUUCAGAAAAGAUAGGUUGGAAUCCUCUUGUUUCAAAUGUAGGGUUUAUGUCAUCUAAAUAAUGGUACAAUAUUUGGCUUAGAUAUGGUAAUAGAGUGACUUUUAAUGUAUACAACCUUUGCAAGUUAUAAUAGUAAUGUUUAGUGGUUGUAGUUUGUUUGGUUCAAAUUGUAAAAGGGAGGGAAU
Molecule: messenger RNA, 3608 nt
Organism: Lotus japonicus
Lineage: Eukaryota; Viridiplantae; Streptophyta; Magnoliopsida; Fabales; Fabaceae
Product: ABC transporter G family member 39-like
Exons: 14
Coding region: 135-3437 (1100 amino acids)
Cellular component (GO): membrane
Molecular function (GO): ATP hydrolysis activity; ABC-type transporter activity; ATP binding
Source: RefSeq, a predicted model, not a curated record